AUUCAAACCAUAUAUUUCUCUCAAUCCAAUUUCAUAGAUCCAACACAUCAGCACAAUGACCUCGACCGAACAUGUCGACGUCCUGAUUAUCGGCGGCGGGAUCGUUGGUCUGAGUAUGUCACUCUUCCUCUCCCAUCAUGGCAUCCGCUCCCUUCUCGUUGAACGGCAUUCCGGGACAUCAAUACAUCCCCGGGCACGUAGCGUCAAUGCACGGACAAUGGAAAUCUAUCGCGGCAUCGGAAUCUCCCAGCUGGUCCGAAAGGCUGGGGAAUCGCUGGCUCCUAGCUUUGGCAUCUAUUCCGGGUCUUCCCUGAAAACAGUCGUCGAGGCCAAGGCCCGGACUGAAGGAAAGAAAAGAACUUCACCGUUCCAGCGUGCGUUUGCAGAUGUAGGGCCGGAGCCUGGCACCUUUGUGACGCAGGACAUGCUUGAACCUGUCAUCUUAAAAGCCGCCAAGGACAGAGGGGUGGAUGUCAGAUUUCGUACGGAGUGUCUCGGUGUGGAGCAAGACAAAGACCAAGUCACGGCAAGAAUCAGGGAUCGAGAAAGCGGCACCGCUGUCACUGUGACUGCGUCGUAUUUGGUUGCAGCUGACGGAGUGCACUCUCCCAUCCGCUCUCAGCUUGGCAUCGCCACAACUGGUCGUGGCUCCAUGGGCCAUUUACUGAAUAUCCUCUUCCAUGCCGACCUCAAGCCUCUUGUCGAAGACCGCGAAUUCAGCAUCUGCGUUAUCGAACGCCCCGAAGUAACGGGUGCCUUCACAGCGAUCAACAACAGCGACCGUUGGGUGUUUCAUAUGUGCUAUGACCCUGCCAAAGGCGAAACACCAGAGGACUUUCCGCCAGAGAAAUGCAAAGAGCUACUGAAGAUCGCGUUGGGGAUAUCGGAAGUCACAAUCGAGAUCAUCUCCAUUCUACCCUGGGAGCCUUCUGUCCGUGUAGCGACUCAUUUCCAGCAAGGCCGUAUCUUCCUCGCUGGUGAUGCCGCGCACCAGAUGCCUCCCUACGGCGGACAAGGUGCCAACACCGGCAUCUCGGACGCGCAUAAUCUGGCCUGGAAGCUUGCAGCCGUGCUCCACCGCCAGGCAGAUCCGAGCUUGCUGGAGACGUACAACCUCGAACGGAGACCGGUGGGCAAGGCAGCGGCAGAAGCAUCGGCCUCGCCUGCUGACGAACGAGGUUUGAUAUCUGUCCGACUGAGCUGGAAGACAGUCUCAGGCUUCGCGAAAAUAGCACCAUUAGCCAGUGGAUUUGGAUAUCUCUACCCUCAAGCAAGUGCCGCAGUGGUGGAAGAGAACCGGUGGCCACUAGGGGGCUGGACCUGGAAAGCAUGGAGUGUCCCUUCCCUCUGCUUCUCUUUGGACGGCCGGCCUGGCUCUCGUGCACCGCAUGUAUGGGUGGAAAAGGAAGGACAAAGGGUAUCCCUCCUCGAUCUGUUUGGGAAGGGAUUCGUCUUGCUGGCUGGCAGUGAGGGCGUCGCUUGGCUUGAAGCAAGUCAGCAGGUGAGGGAGACAUUGAAAGGACUGGAGCUUGCUAGUUACCGUGUAGGACCAACGGGCGACAUUGUCGAGAAGGAGAGCAGGUGGGAGACUGCAGCUGGGAUCUCACCGAAUGGCGCUUUGUUGGUAAGGCCGGAUGGGUUUGUUGCUUGGAGGCAGCGCAGGAUGCCAGGCGAUGUCUUCAAUGCGUUGCUCAAGACUAUGCAAGCGAUACUGUGUCAGUUGAGUAGUAAUUAAGUAUUGUUGUCUUUUCAUUGAACAAAAAUAUAUCAACACUGAUCUAAACCAUCUUCAAUCCUUGUGAACCAGAAAGACCCUGCCUGACCUUGGAAGUUUGUUGGCCAGUACAACUACUUUUCCUUUACCUCUUCUUUAUCGCAAUAUUCGAGGUUCGGAUAUUAUUAAUGGGAAUACGAUCUAUCGACUUGAUUGUAUCUCGCAAUUACUGUUGACGGACAAGAAGCUGGCCACUCCACCACGGUCAAGUGUCAACAGGGUAAAGGAGUGAACUCUGCAAUUAUUAUUCUUAUUCCGGUAUCUCUUUUGAGGGAGCUUUUUGUCUAAUUAAUAAUUUCAAGAGAUUCUUAUUACGUGAUGGUUGGUUUAGCUGCUUAUAAAUGAUGU
Penicilliopsis zonata CBS 506.65 is the source of this 2122-nucleotide messenger RNA. RefSeq lists its product as hypothetical. NCBI's taxonomy places the organism in Eukaryota, Fungi, Ascomycota, Eurotiomycetes, Eurotiales, Aspergillaceae. Gene Ontology annotation, molecular function: FAD binding. The record is from RefSeq and is a predicted model, not a curated record. The coding region runs from base 56 to 1735 and encodes 559 amino acids. The transcript is spliced from 2 exons.